Molecule: messenger RNA, 8081 nt
Organism: Erpetoichthys calabaricus (reedfish)
Lineage: Eukaryota; Metazoa; Chordata; Cladistia; Polypteriformes; Polypteridae
Gene: btbd8
Product: BTB domain containing 8
Exons: 19
Coding region: 794-6118 (1774 amino acids)
Molecular function (GO): protein binding
Source: RefSeq, a predicted model, not a curated record
GAGGUGCCUUGGGUCCCGUAAAACCAGGACCUGCAAUUAACAGAAAAUGAGUGGAUGGAUGGCAAGAAUUAUACACCUUUAAUAAAACCUAAGUGUUCCCCAACACUGUGUGUUAAAUGUUAUUGCCUAUUCAUUUUUCAGGCAAACAUGACGAUCGAGGCGUCCUUUGAGGUAGGACUAAAUUAGUCAGUGUGCAAGAGCGACUCUUUGAUAAUUGGCGGUGUCAUAGCAUGCACCCUGAUCGCAGUUCCUGAUCCAAGACAAAGUAGAUUUUUGAAAACGAAUUAACAGCUCUGAAGUACAGUACUUUUCAGGAUUCCGCCCAUGCGCAUUCAGCUGAGGUUUGUGCGGAGCCGGUGUGCUGCCUAUUCCGAUGCCGCACUGUGCGCUAUGUGGCGAAUUUUGUUACCGCUGGCCCUUUAAGCGCGCUCUUCCAACCGGAGCCCUCAUUUCCGGGUUGUGACGUCACUCAACUGGCAUGGCUGUGUUUUGAGAGGCGAGUAACUGAAAGCACGGAGCCUCGUGUUAUUAGCGCUCUAAAUUAGGGCGCUACUGCGAUUUUGUUGCCACAGUUCUAUUAAGGUGGAGUUGGAUGAACCGAACAAAACAAAGCCAUUUUCAGUUUUCCAUUUGCUUUGUUACGGAGGGAUGUUGCCGCUACCAUAGCAACUUCGCUUGUUCGAGAAAGCAUACAGCCCAGUCCAUCAGGGAAUCCCUCUUCGUUAUUUAAGCAGAAGCCUGUGACUAAGCAUGUAAAAAAUUGUCUUGAUUGUAUGGACUUCUUGAACUUGUCAUGGCACAUCUGAACUGGAAUUUUAAACAAAAUGUGGCCAUACCAGAAAGUACCAAAGGAUUUCAAGAAAAAGAAAGAAAAGAACGGCAAAAACUAAAGGAAAAUCUAGCAUUACAGCUCUCUAAUGAUCUUGAUAGGCUCUUCAAAGAAGAAAUUUAUUCAGAUUUGUUAUUUUUGGCUUGUUUUGGUACAUUACGAGCACACAAAAGUAUUCUGCGUGCCAGAGUCCCCGAAUUUUUCUUUAAAAUUGUAAUGCCGGCCUUGAACACUUUUGGAGAUGAGCAUAAAGUUGUAAAAAUAGAAAAUGUUCAACCCUCAGAAUUUGAAGAUUUUCUGAAACUAAUCUAUACAGCAGAUGAAAAGGUAAAUGAUCUUCAAGUACUUAUGAAGGAAAGAUUGCAUUCAACAUCCAGCUGUGAAAUAAACAAAGCUACUGAAAUAUUCAACAGAAAUUAUCCCCAAAGAGAUACAACUGCAUCUAUUUUGCUUCCAUCCAAAGACAUACCUGAGAUUCAGGGUUUUGCUUCUUCUACAAAAACUGCCUUUGAGGAAUCUGCAAUGGAUAGUUACACUUCUACAUCAUCAGAUUUUGUGGAACCAGCAUCUGCACUGGGAGAAGAUUUACUUUUGUUGUAUAAGAGUGGAGAUUUUUCCGAUAUUGGUAUUGUCACAGAGAAGGCAACUUUCAGGGCUCACAAGGCUAUACUCUGCUCACGCUCCAGCUAUUUUGCAGCAAUGUUGGGUGGAAACUGGCUGGAAAGCUCUCAAGAGUGCAUUACUCUCCAAGGAAUUGGUCAAACAGAAAUGGAUGUCAUGCUGCAUUUCAUUUAUGGAGCUGUUGUUGACCUUCCUAAAGGAGCAGAUGUGUGCCAGGUGCUGAGUGUUGCAGACAUGUUUGGUUUAGAUGGUUUGAAAGAAGUAGCAGUAUUGUAUUUAAAGAGAGACUACUGCCGUUUUUUCCAGAAGCCAAUUCCUGGUACACAACAGUCUAUUUUAGAGUGCCUUUCCAUCUCCCAUUUGUUUAACCUUGAAUGUUUGUAUAAUUUGUGCCUCAGGUGGGUUGCAAAAUAUUUCUUGAAGUGCUGGUCUGGAAGAAAUUUUGCAUUCCUUCCAAUGGAGAUCCAAAGAGCUUGCCUGUGUUCUGUCACACAGUCCAUGAACCAGGAAAAUGUGGUUUCCAUUCUGAUGGAAAGUGACCAGCUUAUCUGCAGUCUACCUGGAGUGAAGUGGGCGGAGAAGGCUUUAUCUCUGGGGGCUGAAUUACAGGAUGAAUGCAUAUCUUACAUUGUUGCACAUUUCUCUGAGAUUAUAUCAACUGAAGGCUUCCAUCAUCUUCUUAAGGCACAAGGAAUGAGCAGUAAGCCAUAUCUGCUAGAGAAGAUUUUUCAGGCCAUAGAGGCAAGCAUUACCACUGAAAACUGCUGUUCUUACUUUAUUGCAGUUGAGAUGCUGAAAACAUUUCCAUCAGUGAAUGAUACCGGUUUUGCGUGUGAAAUCCAGGCUGUGCAUGAGAAGCUGUGGACAUUUCUAGUUCAAUCUUUCUAUGCUGUUCGUCACUCAGAAGGCUGGAAUCUUAUGAAAGCAGAGCACAGGGAACAAAUACAAGCAGCUGCUUUUGAUAAAGGUGACAGCAGAAAACUUGGUAAGAAACCCACCUUCAGCAGUUCCAAGGUCCUGCAUUUAAAAUGCCCUCAGGUUCAUCAACAGACAUCUGAAAAUCAAACACAGAGCCUCCAGCAGGGGAGGAACCUGCCAGCAUCCUGGAGUUGUUUAUCUAACAGAACAAUAAAAAUGAAGUCUGAUGGUUUAGGCGCAUCAGGGCACACAGUUGCUGCUGGAAGGGGUACUGCAAACAAAAUGCCUAAAAGUGCAGUUUCAAAGGGAAAAGAUGCUAAAGAGGCCAACAAAGUUGCAAAAGACACUAAACCUACUGAAAAAAGUGUUCCAAUAAAAGCAGUGCCAGUUUCAAAAAUGAAGUCUCUGAACAAUGGCAAUGCAAGAAUAGAAUCCUCAAUAGUUAAGAGAGAUAAUAACCUUUCAGCAUCUGUUGAUGGCCCUAGGAAAAUGCUAGGUGCUAAGGUGCCAGAAGAUCAGGACAGAAAAAUCUCUUCGGGAGCAAGGCCUAAAUGCUCAUCAGCUACAAGUACUGCUCGUCCAAAUCCAGUUAAAUCAUUAAAGGCCAUUUCAGCAAAGGACACCCCACUGACUAACAAGGAAGAAGGAUUUUUUGUUAAGUGUGAGUCAACUCGUAUUUCUGAGUCAAGUGGAAAUGUCAGUCCACUCAGGGAUGAGAAACCAGACAAGGAAUCAGACAAUUCUCUUAAUAAAGAUCUCGGCAGUGACAUAACAUCUGGAAGUGCUUCUCCGCAGUAUAGUUCAAACAGCCCCAAAGACUCCAGCACAGGUCCGGGAACAAAGAGUGCCUCUAAAACAGUAUGCAGGACACUUGGUCACAAAAUACAUAAAGCAGAAAAAGUAAACAGUGUAACAGCUAAACCACCAAUCAAAGAAAACAGCAAAGUGAAACAAAUUGCUCCUUCAAACAAAACAGCAUCUGGGAACAGGGUACUGAGAAAUGAUAGAAGGCUGAAGGGUGUGCCUUCUGUAUCGGCAGAAAGUCUAGGACCAGCACCAGUGGCAUCAAGCACACAAAACAUAGCCUCUCCAAGAAAGGAGGAUUUGCAACAAAAUUCAAAGUCGUCUUUGCUGGACAAAACCUCUCGUGAAAUUCCAGCAUCAACUAGGAAAAAGACAAUAUCAAAGUCAAUUCCAGCGGUCAUUGAGAUUAAACAAACCACUAAUUCCGCAAAGGUUAUUUUGGGAACUUCAAGGCAGACCAUUGGUGGAAGCAAAAGCACAGCAAAGCAGAAAAGCAUCUCUGAACAACCAGCAUUAAAAGUGACAUCCAAAUCAGUAGGAUCAGACAAGCAACCUCUUUCUGUGGUGAAAAAACCUAUAUCAAAAAAUAAGGAAUCGUCUAAUCAAAAAAAAAUUUCGUCAAGAAAUUCAGACUAUAAGCAGAAUGCUUCUACAGUCAAAGUUGUGUCAUCAGAAUACCCAGGCUUAGAAAAGGCCCUUGACACAAAGAAGCAGAAUUGCACUGGACUAUUAGAGUCUACUCAGACUCAGAGGAACCCAGAACAAACAUCUAGCCUGCAGCCUGACCAAGUCCAAUUACAUGUAAACUCAUCUCCUGCAACACAGAAUUUAGCAUCCGAAACUCUGACAACAGAGAAUGAUAUGCCGUACAUUACUGGGAAUAUGUCUGGUCAGAUGAACAUUGAACAGUGUGAAACAUGUCAUGGUGUGUGCCUUGAGACAACAGCAUCCAGUAAACCUGACCUGUCCACAGUUAUUGUACAAGCAGAAAAUGUAACUCAAUGCUUGAGUACAAGCCUUAGUAAAGAAAAAAAGCCUGAAGAAAUGUUUUUCAAAGAUGCAUCGACUUGUCACAAUAAUGAACAGAAAAGUUCAUCAUGUUCAAAUUCAUUUACUGUAAACUAUAGCACAUCAUCAAGGUGUGGCCCUGGCCAAAUCCCACAGGUGUUAUCUUUGAUUUCUCCCACGGAUAUGGCUACAGCAGAAACCCCAGGGAGCCGUGAGGAUGGUGAAAUGCCCCUGGAAGACCCAUGGAAUACACUUCAUCAAAGGAGCAGUCCUGAAUCAGACACAGGGAGUGCAACUACCUCCUCUGAUGAUAUUAAGCCCAGAUCUGAGGAUUAUGAUGCUGGUGGCUCCCAAGAUGAUGACGGCUCUAAUGAAAGAGGAAUUUCUAAAUGUAGCACGAUGUUAUGCCAUGAUUUCCUUGGAAGGAGUAGUAGUGACACUAGUACACCUGAAGAGCUAAAAAUGUAUGACAGUGGAUUAAGAAUAGAAGUGAAACUUAAAGAUAGGGAAUCCACAGUAGAUCCAUUUCAUGUUCAUUCCACAAGUGAUGAUGAUGACAGAAGGAAGGCAAAAAAGGCAUGGAUUGAACGUGAAUGCAAGCCUAUGGAUGAGGGGAUUUGUGAAGAGAACUCAUGUGCUGCAUCAGUUUCCAUUAAGAAUGCGCCAAAGCACCAAUUAUCCUCUACAGAUGAAGAAACAGAGGAUGAAAAAUCUGAGGCAGAAAUAGUAGAAGAGAGAGGUCCCCAACCUGAACCUUCCUCUCAUCAGUUUCAAGGUAUAGAUAACUUGGCCUUUGAGGAUAUUGCUGAGCAAGACAACAAUGCACCAGAGUACCAAUCUACUGGAAAUUUCAGGCGUACAGUACUUCUUUCUGUAGAUGAAUGUGAAGAGCUGGGAUCUGAAGAAGGUGCUGGACUGACACCUCCUUACAACUCUGUAGAUAUUCUUACUCCUGGGGAUGUUUUUGAAUCUACUACUGUUGGUCUUCGGGAAUCUCAGGUUAAAUCAUUCUCUGCUGGCAACUCCUGUGAUGCUCAGAAAAGUCUUAUUGCAUGUGAAAAAGACAAUGGAAAAGAAGUUUUUGAAAAAGGCAGUUUUUCAUAUAAUUCUUGUACAAAUGAGCCUGAAAAUAACUCAGACGCUAACUGUUCUAAAGAAAACCAUGAAUGCAGCCUCACAGCUGUUACUGUAAAUCAGACUUUGUGUUCCCAGGGAGAAUCUGAGCAAGACAAAUCAUCUCCACUUAUAGAGCAACGGAAUGAAGACCCUGUAAGUGACAGUAGACACCAAGAAAGGCCAUGCCAUUUAAAUCUGUAUCAUUUAGACCAUAGCAAUGAUAGUGGACAGUGGAUAGGCUCUACAGAAAAUUUAGACUGUAGAAAAUCUGAAUUGCAUCUUAACUUAAAUAACCAUCACAUGAAAGAUGGCUCUGUGACACCAACUGAUCAGAAUCCUUCUACUUUGUCAGCAGGGGACUUAGAUGAUUGUGAGGAACAAACCUGCACUUAUGACAGACGACCUUCAAAAACCCUAUCUCCAAUAUAUGAGCUGGAUGUUGGGGAAAGGUUUGAGCAAAGGCCAGAUGUGGAAGCAUGUAUCUCAGACCAAGAAGAAAACAGCCAUUUUGCCAAAAGUGACUGGAUGCUCCUUCACCAGUUGUUAGCUGAUCAAGUCUGUGACUUGGGAAUAAUAAACACUGUUCCUGAAGACCUGAAUCUUGCCCAGUAUCUCAUCAAUCAGACACUUGCUUUAUCACGUGAUGGUCUAAAAUCUCAGGGCAAACCUCUUGCAGAAAAGGAAAUGUGUAAAAAAUGGUCUGAACUCAUAUCCCCUUUGGAGGACUCCACAGCCAGUAUCACAGUUACAAGCUUUUCACCGGAUGAUUCUGCAUCCCCCCAGGGCGAAUGGACAAUUGUUGAACUUGAGACACAUCAUUGACAUUAUUGAGAGCUGGAUUUACUGCUUUGGACGUUUUUUUUUUUUCUUUUUCAGCUGACAAUUUUGUACCACCUUGGAAAAUUUCUAAGCAAACAAAACCUUCAGGGUAAUGGCUUCAAUUUUUAAUAUCAAUUACAGAACCUUUUUUCUGAAAUGAAUUUAAAUUUACAUACAUAUAUAUCAAAAAAGUACAACCUGUAUAUUUUCAACUGUUUUCUUUUUUCCUGUUUAAAUCACCAGACUUAUUUGGAAAAAAAAAUAAAAAUGCUACUUAGCACAUUCAUAUUUUUGUAUAUUCUAAUGUAUAUUUGAUGUACUUUAAAUGCUGACCUAAAAAGACUUUAUUCUGACUGUCUUGAUAAUGAAUUAACAUGAGGAGGUUUGCAAGAGAACAUAAACAUUUUUAAGAAAUGACUGGUUUAUGUUUAGUGUUGUGAGAUGAAUAAACAUGUGGCACAGAUAACUGAUUGAGUUACAUCAUUUGGGAGACUGUUUAGAUUUUCCUUUCCUACGGAUGUCUGGCAUAAUUAAAAUACUAGUCUAUGAAUGGUAUCUGCACAUUGUAAUAUUUAUUUUAACUUUUACUGCAUUAUUCAGAUGUUUCAUGAUAACUGAUUAUGUUGUACUUUUUGUACAUCAUCAACCUGAUCAGUUUAUUCCAUGUUAUCCAUGAUUGAGACUUAACAUUUCAACUUUUUUUGUUGUUCAUAUACUGCUUUAUUUUGAUAUUUAAAGAUAAUAGUUUGGGGUGUAUAAAAGCUACAGAUAUAUUUUGAGAUAUCUAGAAGAUAUACAAUUUAAGCAUUGUUGAUCUGGUACUUUAAUUUGCUUGCUAUUUUCUCUGGAUGACUAAUCUAAAGAUGAACUACAUUGCAUUUUAAUACUGUUUAUAGUAGUACAUUUUUUGCUAUCAAACCAUAAUCUAAACACAAUAUCUAAGGGAUGUACUGGAGAUGUACUAAAAAAUAUAGCACUAGUGCUAUAUUUAAAAAUGUGUCCAAAUAUUCAUUUUGGUAAGUAAACAUAACUUAAAAUUGUGCAUGCAGUAGAAAUAACUGUUUUUGUUAAAGUUUCUUAACACUUUUGUAAAAUGAAAAAUAUAUUCAUACUGUAAAACUUUGUUACAAUUCUUAAAGCAUGUUAUAAAAUGCUAGCAAAGAACAUAACAAAUAUAUGUUUAUAUAGCUUAUUGAUAUAGUUCUGUUAAUGCCUGCAUAUAGAGGCAAUUAAUGCAUAUGCAAAUUCAUGCAUGGUACAGGAUUAAUUGAUGCGUAUUGACACACUUUCAGUAUCAGUGUGACCUACAUUGGACUGUCAUCCCAUUUUGGGAAUGUCCUAACUCAGCACCUGAUACUAAAAGAUAAUGUUCUGGCUCUGCGACAUAUCCUGCAUUUGACUAAGAAGGAUUGGAAAAUAGAGACUGCAGUUUCAUAGCUCUUGGUCAUCACCAAAGCUGUAGUAUUAUCUGUUAUGUUGCAGCACUACAUGGAUAGAGUAGCUGCUUAUCAACAGGUUCUAUUUGUCUGUUUCAUAACUUGUGUUUUCUUAUUCUCUGAUUGUUUCAGUUAAUAGGCUAUCUAUUUUUUUAACAAGUCUACACUUGCUUACAGGUUAUUUUCUAAUCUGUUAGCUGUUGAACUGGUUAACUGUGGAUCUCUCUAAAAUAUUAUGUUGCUAUGUGUAUGUUUAAGUUAUGUUCCUUUUACACAUCAGAUUAUAUGAUUGCACGUCUCUGUAUCCUAAUGAAAAUUUGUACUCUGCAUUGUUGAGACCUACUUUAUAAUAAUGUUUCAGUUGACUGUGUUUUUAUUUAUUUAUUUAUUUGUUUAUUUAUUUGUUUGUGAUGUGUAUUAUGAAACUGUUAUGCAUGCUUUAAGUACAUGAUCUGCACCAACCUUGGUUUAGGCAACCCAUAUGUUUAAUGUUUAAGCCAGCUUGUCCUUGCAUUAAUGUUGCAUUUUUG